Molecule: messenger RNA, 927 nt
Organism: Malassezia pachydermatis
Lineage: Eukaryota; Fungi; Basidiomycota; Malasseziomycetes; Malasseziales; Malasseziaceae
Product: fyve-domain-containing protein
Exons: 2
Coding region: 1-927 (308 amino acids)
Molecular function (GO): metal ion binding
Source: RefSeq, a predicted model, not a curated record
AUGGCCUCUUUGCGUCGCAGUGCAUCUGUAUCGCCGCUGCGAGACGAGACGGUGUCGAGUCCAUCCACGUCCGAGGCUGCCGUGCCCAACGAGCCAGGUACACGUCCUUCGAGUGUCCAGGUCCGUGUGACGCCCGGUCCCUUGGCCGAGUAUGUCAUGCGACGUAGCCGGCCUUUGCACGUCUCCAAUCCGAACAAGUGGGAGCCUGACGAAGAUGCGAAAGAGUGCCGACAGUGUGGACGCUCUUUCACGCUCUUCUACCGACGGCAUCAUUGUCGGCUGUGCGGGAAGAUCUAUUGCGAUGCAUGCACGUCGAACCGUGUCCAGCUCACAGAGGGCGAAAUGGUGAUUGAUCCCAUGAUGCCGGACAUGCGCGAGGAGGAGAGUCAGUACCCUACGCGAGUGUGUGAUGGCUGCUACGACAGCCUUGGUCUGCUACCUCGCGAGCGUGCUGCGCCUGCUGCGUCCACUACACCGACUGGCCCCCGUCUCUCACGCUUGUAUUCCAUGCUCCGCCUCUCCUCGUCCGCGACGUCGCCCACAGAAGAUUGGUCCGACGAGGAUGAGGAUACGAUACCCAGCACCACUUCGCCGUCCCUAAGCGCAAGCAUUAUGGAGCGCUGCCCAGUGUGCGAUGCCCACCUCUCUACGUUUGCAUCCACGGAGGCGUUUGAGCAGCACGUCGCGCACUGCCUGGAGCAGGGCGUCGUGCCUGCGCGUCCACAGCGCAUCCACUUUGUGACGUCCACGGUGCCUUCCAUGUCGCCGCUGGUCGGCAAGGAAUGCAUUAUCUGUAUGGAAGAAUUUGACGUGGGCGACAGGAUCGCGCGUCUUACGUGUUUUUGCUGUUUUCAUGUCGCUUGCAUUAAGCAAUGGCUUGAGAAGGCCUCGGCAUGCCCCAUCCACUCGGACGAACCCGAUGCUUAG